Molecule: messenger RNA, 2496 nt
Organism: Mobula hypostoma (lesser devil ray)
Lineage: Eukaryota; Metazoa; Chordata; Chondrichthyes; Myliobatiformes; Myliobatidae
Gene: irf2bp2a
Product: interferon regulatory factor 2 binding protein 2a
Exons: 2
Coding region: 334-1851 (505 amino acids)
Biological process (GO): regulation of transcription by RNA polymerase II
Cellular component (GO): nucleus
Molecular function (GO): transcription corepressor activity
Source: RefSeq, a predicted model, not a curated record
AGCGCGAGAGGGGCAGAGAAAGAGAAAGAACGAGCGAGCGAGUCCGGGGCGCGCGCUCUGGGUACAGACACUGCCAUGAAGUUGCAAGUUAGUAACCAUUUCAUGUAGAUACUUUGUUUCUAUUCUUUUUUGAGGUAUUGUAUUUUUUUGCAUUGGAAUUGUUGCAAAGUCAGCAGAAGGGGCGGGGAUAGGGGGGAAUCCUGUGCACACAGUGAAACACACACAAUCCCCCUUCCCCCAGACAGACAGUGAGACACACACCCAGACACACAGUUGCCAGCGCGCACUUGGAGAAGCCCCCAUACACACACAUACACAUAGAGAGCCGGCGCCAUGUCGUCCGCGGCAGUCGCCUCGACCAGGAGACAAUCUUGCUAUCUGUGCGAUUUACCCCGCAUGCCGUGGGCGAUGAUCUGGGACUUCACGGAGCCCGUCUGCAGAGGAUGCGUCAACUACGAAGGAGCCGACCGCAUCGAGUUCGUGAUCGACACCGCCCGUCAGCUCAAGAGAGCACACGGAUUCCAGGACGGCCGCUCGCCCGGUCCAGUUCCGACCGCGGGCAAAGCCACGCUGACUAAAGAGCCCACCGCUCAGCUGGUGCACCCGGAGAGCUGCUCAUCGCGCCCACCCCAGCCUUUGGACCGUUACCCCUUAGCCUCUGACCGGCCGCCUCCUCGCCUCGAAUUCCCUUCAUCUCGGCAGAACGGCACCGGCAACGUGUUGAACGGAUACUCGAAAGCCGACGAACCACCGGAGCUGAACCGGCAGAGCCCGAACUCGAGGCGGGCGCACGGCGCACCCCCUCCGCCCAACUUGGUGCCCAUGGUGAAUGGGAGUUCGCACCCUCUGCCGCCGCCGCCGCCGCCAACUCACCCGUCGCACGGCGUCAACGGGCGCCUCGUGGAUGUAAACAAACGGCCGGGCGGCUCGAGCGCCGAGCACGAGGCCAAGGACAGCAAGCACCGGGCGGACGAACUGCCCGACAGCCUGAAGAGCCGAGCCGACGACUGGGCUACCAAACCCAAGACGGUAAAGGACACGCUGCUAAGUCUACCUGCCCACCCGCCCUUCGACGUCCGAUUCAAGAAGGAGCACCCUCUCCAGCACGGCCGGGUGCUCGCCUUCGAUGCCACAGCGUCGGCCAAAUCAGGUACCCGAGGAGGCCGCAAGAGGAAAGCAUCCCCCGAGCCUGAGUCUGAAGGUGGGGGACCACCCCUCGGCAACAAGGUCAACGGAGAGGGGCAGUCGUGGCUGCCGCUCUCGGCCGACGGCUUGAAGGUGACCCCUGUGUCGUACGCCCCGUCACCUUCUCCACACUCGACGCCGCCGGACGCCGGGCAGAACGGACAGUCGCCCAUGGCGGCUCUGAUACUGGUGGCGGACAACGCGGGCAGCGUGCACUCACCCAAGGAAGCCGGUCAGGUUCACUCGACCACCCGCCGCAACAGCAGCAGCCCCCUCUCGCCGUCCUCGCUCAACCAGCGGCGACUGGGUCACCGCGACGUGCCGCCGGCGCCGGUGGGCACCCCUCACCCGGGCAUGGAGCCGGUCCACCCGCCAAACAUUCCAGACUCCUCGGUGCCCAGCAGCGUGCCGCUCUGCUGUACAAUAUGCCACGAACGCUUGGAGGACACUCACUUCGUGCAGUGCCCGUCGGUGCCCUCGCACAAGUUCUGCUUCCCUUGCUCCCGGGAGAGCAUCAAGCAGCAAGGGGCCACCGGCGAAGUGUACUGCCCCAGCGGCGACAAGUGCCCGCUGGUCGGCUCCAACGUACCCUGGGCCUUCAUGCAAGGUGAGAUCGCCACCAUUCUGGCUGGAGACGUCAAAGUAAAGAAAGAGAGAGACCCGUGAUUCGUUUGUGUGUUGUGUUUUUUUAAAAGAAAGACACUCUUUUGAAACCUUACCCCUCCACCAGAAAAACUGAUUAAUUGUAUAUAUUCAACAAGUAAACAUGGCUGUAAAAUUUUGAUUUUCAAUACAUUGUCUUUCUAUAUUUUUUGAAGAUUUCCGAGGUAUGUUCUCAUAAUGACCGUCCCCAAUUUUUCUCUCUGUUGAUGUAAAUCGUUAUUAUACCCUAAUGGCGAAAUCUUUCUGUACUGGCCUUUUCUUGGUGACAGUAACUGUUAAAUGUAAGACUGUGACUAACAUUGCUUCCAAAGCACUUCGCAAAAAAAUCCCUGAAUGCUUCUAGCUGUACCUGUAUGCACUUGUUAAAAUUGCCAAAUACAGUUUUCUGGCAUUUUAUUAAUACCUUUUAGUGUGUGUGACUACUUCUUCCUUGUAACCAGUAAGGUUUUGGCGGGUGGAGCGUUGGUAUUGUGCAUUGACAGUGCUGAUCAGUGUGAUGUCACUGUAUACAGUAGGGCGUGAGGUUGUAUACAAGUACAAGGAACCUGCUACGGUUUGACCUUGAAAACUGCAGACUUUUCUCUUUUAGUGUGGAGAACAUGGCAACAUAGUGCGUGUACUUUGACUCUAGUAACGUGGCUUUUAUAA